AGCAACUUGAAAAAGAAUUUGAAGAAACUAUAAUGGUGUCUCAUUUCAAUAUCCGAGUCAUGCUUCUGUUUACCAUUUGUUCUUCUGUUACACUCAUUCAUGUCUAUUGCUUCGAGUUCCAAGUCGGUGAUAGAGCUGGUUGGAUCGUUCCUCCGACGAAUCACACUAAAUUCUACAACGAUUGGGCUUCUGAAAAGCGGUUCAAGAUCGGUGACAUUAUUCGUUUCAAUUACAGAAAGGAUUCAGUGAUGGAAGUUAGUGAAACGGAGUACAAGAACUGCAACACAACACGCCCUACUUUCUUUUCAAAUACUGGGGACACCAUAUUCACCCUUGAUCGCCAUGGAUUUUUCUACUUUAUAAGUGGAUCUUUUGGACAUUGCCAGAGAGGCCAGAAAAUUAUCAUAAGAGUUGUUGAGCAAGAUCAGGUUAAAAAUGCAACUUCUUCUGCCUCGAGAAAUCCGACAAUUUUAUCUUAUAAAUUCUUUGUAAUAGUUUUUGUUUUUCUUUGUCUUGCUUGAAAUUUCUUACCUAGGAUUAAUUUCCCAUUGAUAGUUUGUGUUAUCUAAUGUUGGUUUUUUGAUUUUUUUGAGGGGUCUUGAUUUCAUG
Messenger RNA from Olea europaea var. sylvestris, 609 nucleotides. Its product is annotated as early nodulin-like protein 1. The record is from RefSeq and is a predicted model, not a curated record. NCBI's taxonomy places the organism in Eukaryota, Viridiplantae, Streptophyta, Magnoliopsida, Lamiales, Oleaceae. Gene Ontology annotation, molecular function: electron transfer activity. The transcript has 2 exons. The coding region runs from base 33 to 521 and encodes 162 amino acids. Gene Ontology annotation, cellular component: plasma membrane.